GCGUCCGUCGCUCAUCCGCGACCGCAGCCAUUUUGUUCCGCAACGUACGGCCAUUGGUGCGCAUGCAGCCUGCCAUCUACCGGUACCGGAUUCUUAAUUAAAAAAAAAUGAAGUUGUUUCAACAUACAAUCACAUUAUCUAAAAUUAUUGGUCGAAGAGGUUUACAUGGUGCUAACCAAAAAUUAGAUAGUAUUCUAAGAGUCAAUCAUGCUGGAGAACUUGGAGCUGAUUGUAUUUAUGCAGGACAAAUGGCAGUAUUAGGAAACACUAAUGUAGGCCCUAAAAUUAAGAAAAUGUGGGAACAAGAAAAAGAACAUAAGCGUACAUUUGAAGAACUUAUAAAUCAACACAGAACUCGACCAUCUUUACUCUAUCCUUUAUGGCAUUGUGCCGGUUAUUUUCUUGGAGCUGGUACAGCACUUAUGGGUCCAAAAGCUGCUAUGGCUUGCACUGUUGCGGUGGAAACAGUAAUCGUAGAUCAUUACAAUGAUCAAUUAAGAGAAUUGAUGGCUGACCCAAAAUCUGAUCCAAAGCUACUUGAAAUAAUUAAAAAGUUUAGAGAUGAAGAACAAGAACAUCACGACUGUGGUAUUGAUCAUGGAGCUGAGCAAACGCCAUUUUACAAUGUAUUAACAAAUGUUAUAAAAUCUGGAUGCAAAUUAGCCAUAGAAGUAGCAAAGAAAGUGUAAAAAUAUUUAACUUGUAAAAUAAUAUAAUGUUUAUAGUGAAA
Molecule: messenger RNA, 730 nt
Organism: Sipha flava (yellow sugarcane aphid)
Lineage: Eukaryota; Metazoa; Arthropoda; Insecta; Hemiptera; Aphididae
Gene: Coq7
Product: 5-demethoxyubiquinone hydroxylase, mitochondrial
Exons: 4
Coding region: 108-689 (193 amino acids)
Biological process (GO): ubiquinone biosynthetic process; regulation of gene expression; regulation of reactive oxygen species metabolic process
Cellular component (GO): nucleus; mitochondrial inner membrane
Molecular function (GO): 3-demethoxyubiquinol 3-hydroxylase activity
Source: RefSeq, a predicted model, not a curated record